UUUCAAAAUCGGGUGGCUUUGCUCAACCCUGACAUGGAGACCUGAAAGUAUUCCGCUACACGCCAGCUCAAACGCAGUGUAACUUUGUUGGUGCCAUGUCUCUCCGUACAGUCGCAUGCUCGCUCACGCGAGGAAUAAACCGCACACCUUCACAAUUGGCGACAUGGUCAGCCGCCCGAACAUACGCCACCGAAUCCAAGAAAAAAGCACCCGUCCACCCACCACGCCGCACCUACUUACACAACCAAUACGAAAGCAUCAUUAACAACGAUCGCAUCGUGUUCAUAUUCCAGCACAACAAUUUGACCGUCAAGGAAUUCACAACGAUUCGACAAGAACUUGCCCAACUCGACGCACCUACCAAACUGACCGUGUUACGUUCCGGUGUCUUUAACUCUGUUCUGCGAACGACCAAAUACGCCAACUUGGAACCUUUGUUGGCCGGCGGUCCAGCAUGUGUUUUGCAUACCAACCUGAGCGACCAAGAGCACCCUGGUCUUUUGAAAAAGGCGAUGCAGGUCAUCAACAAGAACAAGAAAUUGACGCUUUUGGGUGGUAAGGUGGAUGAAACGUUAUUGUCGUUUGCCGAUGUCAACAAGGUCGUCGAAUUACCUGGUCUUGAAUAUGUCCGUGCUGAAUUGCUUGGUGUCCUGGAAUCACCUGGUCGCAAGUUGUUGGGUACCUUGGACUCGCCUGCACGACAGUUACAUAGUGUCUUGGAUAGAAGAACUGAAUAAGCAACAAACACGAUCUCCAGUGUCUAAUCUUUUCUCUCUCUCCCUUUCUCUUCUAAUCCUCCCUCUCCCGCUACCCCGCAAAAGUUUGUUGUUUCUCCCAUCUUGUUAUAUUAGUUAGAACGCAUGUUUAUUUAAAAAAUGUAGGUAUACUGUAAAAAAUGGCCGUGGGUGAUAUUGUAUCUGAUUGACAAAAAUGGUGGGGGGUGUGAUUAUGCGAUUGUGAUGGCGGCAGCAAUGAAUGCAGCUGCUGCUAGAUGACAAUUUGAAAGAAGUCUAUGGCUAUCGCUGGUCGAUCCGUCAAUAUCCAUACCAUUUCCAGGCAAACCAGAUUUUGGAUGCGCUACACGCGACUUACACACAAAGGAAUUGCCCUUGAUCACACCUCCCUGCUUCAAAUGACCAACGUCGUCGCAUGAAAAUUUCUGACUGGUCGUUUGCACGUUCAAUCCACCACGGACCUACAUAACGCCAAUAAAAUACAGAUUAG
Messenger RNA from Zychaea mexicana, 1224 nucleotides. RefSeq lists its product as uncharacterized. The transcript is spliced from 3 exons. Gene Ontology annotation, cellular component: mitochondrial large ribosomal subunit. NCBI's taxonomy places the organism in Eukaryota, Fungi, Mucoromycota, Mucoromycetes, Mucorales, Lichtheimiaceae. Gene Ontology annotation, molecular function: structural constituent of ribosome. Gene Ontology annotation, biological process: translation. The record is from RefSeq and is a predicted model, not a curated record. The coding region runs from base 96 to 737 and encodes 213 amino acids.